GCGUAAAGUACAGUAGGAUAUAAUAUAAUCCAAUAUGGCAAACUCAAAAUAUGAGUAUGUGAAAGCAUUCGAGCAGCCCGACGUCCUGCUCCCCAAUACUUGGAUCGUCGUGCGAAUCGAUGGCAGGGGCUUUCACAAACUCACCGAUCGCUAUAACUUCACUAAGCCUAAUGAUCGCCGCGCCCUGGACCUUAUGAAUGCCGCCGCCGUCGAAGUCAUGAAGGAUCUUCCUGACCUGUGUAUUGCGUAUGGCGUUAGCGAUGAAUACAGCUUCGUCUUCCAUCCAAGCUGCCAGCUCUUUGAGCGACGGAACGGCAAACUCGUAACAACAAUCGUCUCAACAUUCACAGCCCACUACGUGUAUCUCUGGAACUCUUAUUUCCCUGAUUCGCCGCUCCAAUCGCCCCAUCUGCCGUCGUUUGAUGGCCGUGCGGUCGUGUAUCCGUCGACCCAGAAUCUAAGAGAUUAUAUGAGUUGGAGACAGGUUGAUUGUCAUAUCAAUAAUCUUUAUAAUACGACGUUCUGGAUGAUGGUGCUGAAGGGAGGAAUGAGUAAUACAGAUGCGGAGCAGGAGUUGAAGGGUACUGUAUCAGCAGACAAGAAUGAGAUCCUGUUCAAACGGUUCGGAAUCAACUAUAACAACGAAGAGGAGAUCUAUAAAAAAGGCAGCGUGGUCUAUCGUCAAUAUCAACUAGAGGACGUCAAAUCGAAAACGACAGUCCAGGAAGAGCCGGCGUUGCAGGAAGGCCAAGUCUCGAAGACGCAGCAGGAGAAACUGCGUAAACUGCGCCGAAAGGCCCAGGUGGUUGUUGACCAUGUCGACAUCAUCAAGGAUGAAUUCUGGGAGCGGAGACCGUGGAUUCUGUCGGGGAAGCCGGGAAAGCUGCCUGCUGAGUAG
Molecule: messenger RNA, 898 nt
Organism: Aspergillus steynii IBT 23096
Lineage: Eukaryota; Fungi; Ascomycota; Eurotiomycetes; Eurotiales; Aspergillaceae
Product: tRNA guanylyltransferase
Exons: 8
Coding region: 35-898 (287 amino acids)
Biological process (GO): tRNA modification
Molecular function (GO): tRNA guanylyltransferase activity; magnesium ion binding
Source: RefSeq, a predicted model, not a curated record